Quercus lobata is the source of this 646-nucleotide messenger RNA. Its product is annotated as gibberellin-regulated protein 9-like. Lineage: Eukaryota; Viridiplantae; Streptophyta; Magnoliopsida; Fagales; Fagaceae. Bases 114 to 449 code for a protein of 111 amino acids. The transcript has 4 exons. The record is from RefSeq and is a predicted model, not a curated record.
AAUCGUAAAAGAGACAGGUGAAAAAAGCAUCCAAAAAAAUAACCAUAUAUAAUGCCUCUUUGUCCUUCACUUAUUCUCAUCAUACUUAUCAAGUUAUCAUCCGAGUCCUAAAGAUGAAGCUCUUCAUCAUUUUCGCCAUUGUCAUCCUCCUCUUACAGGCUCUUGCAGAGGCUUCAUCAUAUAGUACUGCAGCAAAUACUCUGGCUAAUAUGGAUGAAGGGGAAAACGAACUAGCGCUUCACAGUAAACAUAAACCCCAGAAAAUCAAUUGUAAUUAUGCAUGCUCAAGGAGAUGCAAAAAGGCAUCAAGAAAGAACAGGUGCACUAGAGCAUGCAAAAGUUGUUGCAUGAGAUGCCAUUGUGUUCCACCUGGUACCUAUGGCAACAAGAACGCUUGCCCAUGUUAUGCUCGCCUCAAAACCCAUGGAAACAAGCUCAAGUGCCCUUGAACUAUCGACGAGAGAAUGGGAGAAUUGGACAUUCAAAAUACAUUUUGAGUUCAAUACUUUCAUUGUUAUUAUGUACUUUUAUUGUUGUUAUUAUGUAAAGAAUAAAUGUUGAGACCGAUCGAGUCAGCGAUGAUGCCAAUCUAGCUUAAUAAGUGCAUUCUAUAAUUUCUUAAUUUACUUGAUAUUUUUGUUGGUAA